AUGUGGGCGCUGCGGGGGCUGCGGGGGCUGCGCGGGGCGGGCGGCCGCGGGCCGUGGGGGCGUCGCGCGGCGCACUCGGUGGCGGUGCUGGGGGCGCCCUUCUCCCGCGGACAGAGCCGGCGCGGCGUGGAGCUGGGGCCCGGGGCGGUGAAGGCCGCGGGGCUGCUGACCCGCCUCCACAGGCUCGGCUGCCGCGUGCACGACUUCGGCGACCUGAGCUUCACCUCGGUGCCCGACGACGAGAUCUACAACAACCGGAUCCUCAACCCCCGCUCGGUGGGCCGGGCCAACCAGGAGCUGGCCGAGGCGGUCGACCGGGCCGUGUCCGCCGGCCACAGCUGCGUCACCGUGGGAGGAGACCACAGCCUGGCGAUCGGUUCCAUCAGCGGCCACGCCCGCAAGUGCCCGGAUCUCUGCGUUCUCUGGGUGGACGCCCACGCCGACAUCAACACGCCGCUGACGACCUCGUCGGGCAACCUCCACGGCCAGCCGGUGUCCUUCCUCCUCCGCGAACUCCGGGACAAGGUGCCGCUGCUUCCAGGAUUCUCCUGGGUCAAGCCCUGCCUCUCAGGUCCCGAUCUAGUCUACCUCGGUCUCAGGGACGUGGAUCCCCCGGAACAUUUCAUUUUAAAAAACUAUGACAUCCAGUACUUUUCCAUGAGGGACAUUGACCGCCUUGGGAUCCAAAAGGUCAUGGAGCGGACGCUGGACCAACUGGUUGGCAAAAGACAGAGGCCCAUCCAUUUCAGCUUCGACAUCGACGCCUUCGACCCUACCCUGGCUCCGGCCACGGGGACCCCUGUCAUGGGUGGACUCUCCUACCGCGAAGGGAUGUACAUUUCAGAGGAAAUACACAACACGGGGCUGCUGUCGGCCGUGGAUCUGGUCGAGGUCAACCCCCUCCUCGCCGCCUCCGACGAGGUGAAGGCCACGGCCCGGCUGGCGGUGGACGUCAUCGCCUCCUGCUUCGGCCAGACGAGGGAAGGGGCGCACGCCGUGUACGAGCGGCUCCCCGGCCCCGGCUCCCCGGACGAAUCGGACAGCCAGGAGCGGGCGCGGAUCUAGGGCCGGGGUUCGACCCCCGGGCAUCGCGGAGUUCGGCCAAGGUGCUCGAGGAGAUCGACAUUAAAGUCGGCCCCGACGAUACGGUGUCGUCGAGAGCGUC
Messenger RNA from Ornithorhynchus anatinus (platypus), 1165 nucleotides. RefSeq names its product arginase 2 (gene ARG2). The coding region runs from base 1 to 1065 and encodes 354 amino acids. NCBI's taxonomy places the organism in Eukaryota, Metazoa, Chordata, Mammalia, Monotremata, Ornithorhynchidae. Gene Ontology annotation, molecular function: manganese ion binding; arginase activity. Gene Ontology annotation, cellular component: mitochondrion; cytoplasm. The transcript is spliced from 8 exons. The record is from RefSeq and is a predicted model, not a curated record.